This is a messenger RNA of Phragmites australis (common reed), 1863 nucleotides long. RefSeq lists its product as uncharacterized. The record is from RefSeq and is a predicted model, not a curated record. The transcript is spliced from 3 exons. Bases 14 to 1393 code for a protein of 459 amino acids. NCBI's taxonomy places the organism in Eukaryota, Viridiplantae, Streptophyta, Magnoliopsida, Poales, Poaceae.
ACCGAAGCAACCAAUGCCGCCGUGGCCGUGGGUGAUCCUGGGUCGCGUCCCCCGCCUUGUACCCGGCGACGCGGAGGCGGAGCACGCCGCCGACUUCUCCAUCCCGGUCGCGCUGCCUCCGCGGGUGACAGUCGUGAUCACGGACCCAAGCACCCACCCCGACCCCAACUAUCCCGACAAGUACCCCUACAUCGUCGCCGUCGACACCGUCGGCCUGCUCUUCCACUUCAACGCCGAUCCCUUCUAUGGCGUGUGCUUCGCCGACCGCCCAUACGAGAGCAACAUCAUCGUGGCAAGCCAGUUCCACACGAACGGCGUCCAGCAGGGCCAUGCGACCACCGCCACCGCGGAACGCAUCCCCGGGCGCGACGGCUGCGAUCCCAUCAUCUUCGACAUCGAGAGCAUCGGGUUCGUCUCCGUCAACAGCGGCGAGGACUACUUGAUCGCGGAGCUCAUGGUUGACAAGGGCAGCGAGUGUGCCAGGCUUGUCCACUUCAGUAUGGGCAACCACAAGUGGUGCGAGGAGAACGUGGUCAACCCCUUGUCCGCCCACGACCGGGAUUGGGUUCCCGCCGGCGUGGUCUCCCACAAGGAGAAGCUCUGGUGGUUCGAUCUCUCUUGGGGGAUCCUCAGUUGCGACCCCUUCGUCGACGACCUGGUGCUCCUCUUCCACUCCCUCCCCGAGGACCGCAUCCUCGGCAUGGCCCGGCCGGACAUCCACGACCACCGCUGCAUCACGGAGAGCCUCUACGUCCUUCGGUACGUGGAGAUCAUCAUCCCCGAGGGCAGCGUUCACGACCAAGGCGAAGCAGCGACGGUGUACAUGUGGACGCGGAUCUCUGCUCCCGACGGCGGCGACGAGACCAUUGGGUGGGACAUAGAGUACGAGAUGAGCUUCGCGGAGAUCUGGAACGACGACAGCUACAGGAGGACCGAGCUGCCGCAGAAGGUCCCCGUGCUUGCUGUCGUGUGCCCAUCGAACCCACGUCUGGUCUACUUCGCCCUGGAGCAGGAGCAGCGUCUCUUCAGCGUCGACGUGCCCCUCCACAGAGUCGUGGAUUUCAUCGACGAGGCCUACGAGCUGGUGACGCCAGGGCCGGCGCCGCCCUCCUGCCGCUACGUCCUCCCUUGGUUCCUGCCACUCUCGGUUGCCCAAGCUCUUGGCAUGGAUCCUUUUGAGGAAGGCGACGAAACCGACGGCGACGACGAGCUGCAGGCAGCGGAAAUCGACGGCGACGACGAGUUGCAGGCUGCGGAAAUCGACGACGUGCUGCAGGCAGCGGAAAUCGACGGCGACGAUGACGAUCUACAGGCAGGGGAAAUUGACGACGACGAGCUGCUUAAAUCUGACGUCACAGAGCCAGAAGACGAUGCAGGAGAGGGCGCAUCUUGACUUUCAGCUCACCGUGCAGGAGGCUAUGGCAGCUCUACGCCAUGGAAAACGUCCUCAAGACAACUGAAAGAAGGCAUAUGAAGCAAGGUUUAUGGCUAAUUUUGUCCUAGGUCAUGAAGGUGCGCAAACUAUAUGUCGUGUCAAAUGCUUUGUCAAAGAUGGGGGUACUCAUAGAUUGACAUUGGAUCAUUUUUACACUUCAUCCCAGACAAAAAUCGCUCUAAGAUUUAGAUCGUUUUUCAGUCGUGGUCUUAGACUUGCAUUCUGGCACUCUGUUCUCUUCCUUUUUUCCUGUUGCUUGCUGCAGCAAGUACAAAAGAGAUGUAACACAUGUUGUAAGAUUGAGAUCAAUUUUCACUGUUGCUCUGUCAAAGAUGGGGGUACUCAUAGGAUGAUGUUAGUUUCAAAUAAUUGUAACUCUCGCAGUCUUUGUGGCAACAUAUUCCGACAAACUUAGUUGCUUAUUUGUA